Molecule: messenger RNA, 246 nt
Organism: Opisthocomus hoazin
Lineage: Eukaryota; Metazoa; Chordata; Aves; Opisthocomiformes; Opisthocomidae
Source: RefSeq, a predicted model, not a curated record
AUGAGGAAUGUCAACAGCAAGGGCAAGGAAUACAGCAGUUACCUGGAGAAAUGGAUUGUGUCUGGACUCAAGUACACGAUAGAAGUUGAGAUUGGCCGGACAACUUGCCCCAAGCCAGCAACUGAUCUCCAGAGCUGCGCUUUGCAUGAGGCACCGCAGAUGGCGAAGCACAACAUUUGCACCUUUGUAGUGUACACUAUUCCUUGGCUAAACGAAACUAAACUACUGUCCACUAGCUGCAAGUAA